Eruca vesicaria subsp. sativa (arugula) is the source of this 492-nucleotide messenger RNA. The record is from the annotation of a GenBank genome assembly. Lineage: Eukaryota; Viridiplantae; Streptophyta; Magnoliopsida; Brassicales; Brassicaceae.
AUGGAUGAUGUGAAGGUUUUCGCUACCGUUGUGGAGAAGCCCAACGAUGCUUUCCCAAAUGCUAGCAAGUGCUGUUUUUUUUUUGUUGAUUGUGAACAUGCACCUCCAGCUGAUGACGAUAAUGACAUGGAUCUUUUUGGUGACGAGACUGAGGAGGAAAGAAAUCUGCAGAGGAGAGGGAGGCUGCUAAGAAGAACACCAAGAAGCCCAAAGAGUGUAAGCCUCUUUGUGCUGAGGGUAAUAUGCGAUCACAAGAGCGGAAAAUCAAAAGGUUGUAGCUUUGUGCUAUUUGAUUCAAAGGAAGCAGUUGCAACUGCUUUAGCUUCCAUGAACUAUCAGUCCUCUGUGCUCAUGGAAGUAAAGCCAUGGAAUGAUGAGACUGAGAUGAAGAAACUGGAAACGGCUGUUCGCAGUGUUGAGAUGCCUGGUUUCUAUGGAGAACUUCAAAACUGGUACCAGAUGGUUACGGUAUCAAGAAGCUCACGGUCAUGA